AUGAGCAAGUUUUACAGCUAUAGUCCGAGUGCAGACAUUUAUCAAAUAUUCGAUCGUCAUGAACGUCAAUUACGAGAGCAGCACAAAAAUUUGGUCGACGUCUUGUAUGAAUGGCAAACUCGACUUAUUACUACAGUUCAGCAGCAUGUUAAAGAAAAGAUGAAUGAACUCGGGACGCAAUACAAUCGCAGGCUAAAUAAGAUAUUUGAAAAACGAACAGAGUUUCUGAAUAAAGCCAAUAUUUAUCAUCUGAAUAAAAAUGAUAAAGAAAUAAAAAAUUUGGUGAAUAAAUGUGAACUUUUAAAAUUUGAAUUAGCCAAACUAACGUAUAAGCACCGUGAAGCUGUAUUUCCAAAUAUACAAGUGAUACAAACCGAAUAUGUAGAACAAGAGGAUAUCUCGUCUUUCAUUAUAGACUCUGCUGAUUCUAACAGGCCUACGACAUCUACAAUGACUGAUAAAAGACAAGCUUCAUCGACGUCGAGAAAAGAAGAGAAUGUGACAGAAAAACCGCAAUCCGAUUUUAUCGUCGAUGAUAACGCGCAGGUAAGAAUGACGACUAAUCAACGAAACGUUGAUUCUUAUGGCUAUACUGUUAGUGAAUUUUUUAUUUCAAGUUGA
Messenger RNA from Didymodactylos carnosus, 621 nucleotides. The record is from the annotation of a GenBank genome assembly. NCBI's taxonomy places the organism in Eukaryota, Metazoa, Rotifera, Eurotatoria, Philodinida, Philodinidae.